CGCACCUUAUCUUACACUGGAAACAACUACACAAUGGGGAAGAAACAAUUACUACACACUGGAAACAAAGUAUAAUUGUUUGGAAUCAAGAAAACCAAAAUCAUCUGCCAACUCUCUCAUAUUAUGGCUCUCCAAGCUUCUUCUUUGCUUCCCUCGUCUACUCUCUGCAUUACCAAAGAGAGUAAGGGAAUUGCUGUAAAAGAGAGUUCCCUCUUUGGAGCUUCGUUGCCAACUAUUCAUAAAGCUGAUUUCUCUCUCUCUUUUAACAAGGAACUAAGGAAAAAACUGUCGAUCGGACCAAUCAAAGCACAGACAGCAGCGACAGCUCCAUCGACCAAUCAGGCGUCAUCGGAAAACAAGAAAACACUGCGCAAAGGCACCGCAAUAAUCACCGGAGCCUCAUCGGGACUCGGCCUCGCCGCUGCAAAGGCACUUUCAGAAACUGGAAAAUGGCAUGUAAUUAUGGCAUGCCGGAAUUUCCUCAAGGCCGAAAAAGCUGCUAAAUCGGUCGGCAUGUCGAAGGAGAACUACACAGUUAUGCAUCUCGAUCUUGCUUCUCUUGAAAGCGUCCGCCAAUUUGUGGAGACUUUCAGACGCUCGGAGAGGUCGUUGGAUGUGCUUGUUUGCAAUGCUGCUGUCUAUUUUCCGACUGCAAAAGAGCCGAGUUUUAGUGCCGAUGGGUUUGAGCUUAGUGUUGCGACUAACCAUCUUGGACAUUUUCUACUUUCGAGAUUGCUUUUAGAGGACCUCAAGAAGUCGGACCACCCGCAAAGGCGCCACAUCAUCGUUGGCUCUAUCACAGGAAACACAAACACGUUAGCUGGGAACGUGCCGCCAAAGGCAAACCUGGGUGAUCUGAGGGGACUCGCCGGAGGACUGAACGGAGUUGGAACAUCAUCGAUGAUAGAUGGCGGUGAAUUUGACGGAGCAAAGGCAUACAAAGAUAGCAAAGUUUGCAAUAUGCUGACGAUGCAAGAAUUCCACAGACGUUACCAUGAAGAAACCGGGAUUGCGUUUGCAUCGCUCUACCCCGGUUGUAUUGCCGAAACCGGACUCUUCAGAGAGCAUAUUCCCUUGUUCAGAAUUCUCUUCCCUCCUUUCCAAAAGUACAUCACCAAAGGUUACGUUUCCGAGGAAGAAGCCGGAAAAAGACUUGCUCAGGUAAUAAGUGAUCCGAGCCUGUCGAAAUCGGGGGUGUACUGGAGCUGGAAUAACAACUCAUCCUCAUUCGAGAACCAGCUCUCGAAAGAAGCGAGUGAUGCAGAGAAAGCACGUAAACUUUGGGAGGUGAGUGAGAAGCUUGUUGGGUUGGCUUAAGUCUUUUAAUGGGGAUCGAAAUUCGAAACCAUUUAUUGUAGAAAUUCAAUGCUCUCAGAUUGAAUGUAACGAGAAAAAAUAAAUUGUUAUAGAGAUGUGAAGAACAAUCGGAAUAGGUUUUAUUCAUGGAACGCCAAAAGAUUAUCUUUAGUACCAUUCGUUUAUGUUUGUUCUUGGUAUAUAUGGAAACAUAAAUGCUGCUAAAGGCUCGUCCUUGCAA
This is a messenger RNA of Erythranthe guttata (spotted monkey flower), 1537 nucleotides long. Its product is annotated as protochlorophyllide reductase. Gene Ontology annotation, molecular function: protochlorophyllide reductase activity. The record is from RefSeq and is a predicted model, not a curated record. NCBI's taxonomy places the organism in Eukaryota, Viridiplantae, Streptophyta, Magnoliopsida, Lamiales, Phrymaceae.